Xiphias gladius (swordfish) is the source of this 1296-nucleotide messenger RNA. RefSeq lists its product as uncharacterized. Gene Ontology annotation, biological process: immune response; T cell costimulation; cellular response to lipopolysaccharide. The coding region runs from base 45 to 1148 and encodes 367 amino acids. Gene Ontology annotation, cellular component: external side of plasma membrane. The record is from RefSeq and is a predicted model, not a curated record. Lineage: Eukaryota; Metazoa; Chordata; Actinopteri; Istiophoriformes; Xiphiidae. The transcript has 5 exons.
UGUUAAAGAUCACUUUGUCUGAGUUGCAUCACAACUUAAUUUGGAUGAAAUGGGGCUUGACGACAAUGAUGUUUCUCUACUUUAUUUUCCCAGGUACUCGCUCCCUGGUCACAGUUCACCAGCCCCCCGUGCUCACCGCUGCUCUGGGUAAUGAUGUUAUCUUGCCGUGCCAGCUCGAGGUUUCCAAUGACGAGAAGAUGCUGACUCCACCAGUUCUGUAUUGGGUGCACUUAACACAGGACAAGGAAAAUCCCAGACUGUGGACCCCCUCUGAGAAAUAUGAUCAACGCGUAGAACUUCUGGAAAAAAACCCAAACUCUUCAAACAAGUCCGUACUCCUCAAAAAUGUCCAGUGGGCAGAUAAUGGGAAGUACCUUUGCAAGCUCUCCAUCACCACGGAGAGGCAUAAAAGUUUUAGGAGGAAAGGAAAUGAAACUUUAUUGAUGGUUUAUGACACCAUGACCUUUAACCUCACCAAUCACAAUGACUCUGUGCUCCGGUGUGAAGUAAACGUGACCCAGGAGCCUGGACUUGUUUUGUCCAUUUUUCACGAUGGAUGCAAAGGGCAAACUGUUGACGCUGCGCCAGGAGAUGACGUUGCAGCUCUGCACUAUGUGACGCUUUCUGCGACUAUUUCUCUGAGGGGUGGUGGAAAAUAUGAGUGUCAGCUGCACUUGGAUGAAGAUUUGAUAACCAAGAGCAGCUUCCAGUACUCGCCGCCUGUGGCUGGAGAAGCUGGAGAUGCUGGAAAAAAGGUUUUGACAGCACAUCCAAAAAUCAUCUGUGAUGCUGAGUUUGUCAAUAUCUGGCUGAAACGGAGGCGCUUAGCGAUGGAGAUCCUGGCGGAGCAGCACAGAAAGAAGACCGAUCCUUCCAUCUAUGAGAUCAAAGUUCACAAACAGGGGCCCUCAGCUUCAGUCAAUCCAAGUCAGAAGAGAAGCACACACAUAACUGUUCAAUCUGUCAAAUAUUUACCUCUUACCUCAGGGGCGGCACCCUUUAGAGCUCAAAUACAUCAUACUGGUUCAACAAAGCUGUCCCAUUUCAGAAGUGUGACUUUCUUUUUUCCCACAAUCAGAGGACACAAUCAGCCCUCAGGAUCCCAAAAUUCAAUCAGUUGUUUCAUGGUGCAUUCGGGCAGUCAUUGAUUCACAAGUUUCCAUGCCAGGUCCCUGGUUCCCUGGUAGGAUGUGGGUUGCAUAUUUAAACACAGGAUCCAACAAUUUAGCAUCGAAAGAUGGAUGGAUGAUGAAUGACUUUUUUAAUAUAUAUUAUUAAUGCUUCGAUAAUCGUGGC